ACACGAGUUUUAAUUUUAUUUUUGAAGUGGUUUUAUAGUAAGUGUAAUUUAGCUGGAGUGUUGAUUGCUGGUUCUCAGAACAAGUUGUUUGACUAAAACAUAAAACUCUCACAAAAAUAAUGCGUUGAUCCAUCGAUCGAGGCGGUAGCGUAAUUUGAUUGUGUAGUUUGCGAUGAGUGAAGCCACGAAGCAUUGAUUUGAUUGUAUAGGUGAAGAGAUGAAGCAACACGAGUUAACUCUGUUACUGUGCCUCAUUUGGGCACUAACCCUUCUCUACGGUGAGAUGUUUGCUUAUUGGCUUCCACCCAUCUUCACUUGUUCCUGGCCCCAUCUUCUCCACUCCUCUUCUUCUUCAACGACUCAAACAGACAAUGGGAAUUAUCAAGCUGAUUAUGUAAAAGUUGCUGUUAUUGCAGAUCCACAGCUCAUGGAUAAAACUUCCCUCGGUCUUCCUGCAAAAUCUCUUGCACUGGAACUUGCAGAAUUCUACACUGAUUUAAACAUGCGUAGAUCAUUCUUUUCAUCUAUCCUACCUUUCAAACCCGAGGUCAUAUUGUUUUUAGGGGAUUACUUCGAUGGAGGUCCUUAUUUAUCAGAUGAAGAAUGGCAGGAUUCUUUCAGUCGAUUCAGACAUAUAUUUGGUUUGAAUGCACAAGGAAAAUACACAGACAUGCAAGUUUACUACAUUCCGGGAAACCAUGAUAUUGGAUAUGAAAGUCUUCAUUCUCUAAAGCCGGAGGUUAUCCAGCGCUAUGAGGAAACAUUUGGGACUAGAAACUAUAGAUUUAUGGUUGGAACAGUGGAUUUUAUUGCUGUUGAUGCACAAACUCUGGAUGGACAGCCACAAAAUCAUCUGACUUCUAAAACUUGGGAUUUUGUGAAACACCCAACAAAUUAUUUGGGUUCUUCAACUUGGGAUGUUGUGAAGAAUAUCUCUGUUGAUGUGGUUCGUCCAAAAGUCUUGUUGACACAUAUUCCUUUAUAUCGACCUGAUGAUACUUACUGUGGUCCUGAUCGUAGUUCCCCAGUUAUCAAUCAGAGGGUACAUCACACUGUAAAUGGUAAUAGUAAUGAUAUAUCGUAUCAAAAUUAUGUUUCUGAGGAGUCAUCGAAGUAUUUACUGGAUACAAUCAAACCUAAGUUUAUUUUAUCUGGUCAUGAUCAUGAUCAGUGCACCAUCACGCAUCAAUCUAAAUAUGGGCCUGUAAUCGAGCACACUCUAGGUACUAUAAGUUGGCAACAAGGAAACUUGUAUCCUUCUUUCAUGCUGUUAUCAGUUGAUUACUCAACUCAUCCAAAUGCUUCCAUUCCAGAAGAAAAGGCUUUGUUGACUCAUCUAUGCUACCUUCCAAUGCAAACACACAUUUACAUAUGGUAUAUUGUGCUAUUUAUUAUGACCCUUCUUGCUGCCCUAUUUUGGCCAACAAGUAGCACCAGUUUCUGGCAUCAGUGUUGUGGCGUAGUUGGCUGUUGUAAACAACUAAUAGCUAGCAUCUUUUCUAGAAGUGAAACAAAAGACAAGGAUGAGGAUGCUAACUAUGAUUAUGAGAUGAUGUGGGAUGCAGAAGGAACAAUGCAUCUUGUAAAGAAACCCUUGAAUGUAUCUACUGUAAAAUCAAAUGACCGAAGCUCCGGAGAAAGGGGUAAUGUUGUGAUGCGGGCAGCAGCUAGAAAAAAUACUGCUCAGGAAGGAGAUCACUCUGUGAAUGUGGAUAUGGAUUCAGCAGCAAGAAUCCCUCCCAGAACUGGCAAAUCAAAGACAAAAAUUAUAAUCCAGAGAUUGAUACGCACACUGCGAAUGCUCACUGUCAUUGCAGCAGUGAAUGUCCCUCUUUACAUGAUGUUGCUGUUCAAGGAUUGGAUUGACAAAUAAAGAUGAAAUUCCUAUCUAUCAGAGUGGUAUCAUUCAGCUUGAAAUCCAUCUUUAAUUAUGCAUGACAUGGUCAUGAUCAUACGGAACAUCAAGUAUAACAGAUGUGUUUGAGUUAUUGUUUCUAUUGCUGUUGAGAUUUCCUCUGAAGUCAUGUCAUUUGCAGAGUUUGAUCAAAAUUUACAUAGCAUAGUCAUUCGGUUUUAAUGUAUUCUUUCAUUUGUUCAUUUAUUUUUUUAAUACUACCUUGUCCCUCGUAUCAGUAAGAAAAAGAAUCUCAACUGUCAUAAAAUAAUGUUAUAGGAGGAAUCAAGAUAUCAGAUAUGGAUGCAAAUAUAACAGCUACAACUAUUAUAUGUAACUAAUUAAGACGUGUAUUGUAUAACUGUGAUAAGCCUUAGCUGUAAUAAGCCUCGGGUGUGUGCCAUGUUCUUGAAAUAAGACAACCUCCUCACUU
Molecule: messenger RNA, 2327 nt
Organism: Cajanus cajan (pigeon pea)
Lineage: Eukaryota; Viridiplantae; Streptophyta; Magnoliopsida; Fabales; Fabaceae
Product: Calcineurin-like metallo-phosphoesterase superfamily protein
Biological process (GO): GPI anchor biosynthetic process
Cellular component (GO): endoplasmic reticulum
Molecular function (GO): hydrolase activity
Source: RefSeq, a predicted model, not a curated record